Molecule: messenger RNA, 420 nt
Organism: Oppia nitens
Lineage: Eukaryota; Metazoa; Arthropoda; Arachnida; Sarcoptiformes; Oppiidae
Product: orexin/Hypocretin receptor type 1-like
Exons: 1
Coding region: 1-420 (139 amino acids)
Biological process (GO): G protein-coupled receptor signaling pathway
Cellular component (GO): membrane
Molecular function (GO): G protein-coupled receptor activity
Source: RefSeq, a predicted model, not a curated record
AUGGCUGAUAUAGAUAUGAUUGAUCCAAACGAAAGUGCCAUCAAAGUGAUGGACAGUGCKUUGGACAGUAAUGCGACAAUAAAUAUGACUGCCGAUGAUAUUAGAGAAAUGUUAAAACAAUUUCUCAAUCAUCCCGAUUAUCUGUACGACAAAUGGGUCCGCAAUCUAAUCAUUAUAUGUUUUUACUGUACUAUUGUUAUCAUCUCAUUGUUUGGAAAUCUGAUGGUCUGUUAUGUGAUAUUCAAGAAGAGACGUAUGAGAACAGAGACAAACCUAUUGAUGGCUAAUCUGACGGUAUCUGACAUUGUUAUGACAGCCAUUAACAUACCAUUCAAUGUGACCCGAAUUCUAAUGGAUGACUGGCUAUUUGGACAUACACUUUGCAUACUCUUACCAUUGAUCCAGGUCACAUCAGUGUAA